Messenger RNA from Rhineura floridana, 3056 nucleotides. It is a transcript of the gene LBH, whose product is annotated as LBH regulator of WNT signaling pathway. The transcript has 3 exons. The record is from RefSeq and is a predicted model, not a curated record. NCBI's taxonomy places the organism in Eukaryota, Metazoa, Chordata, Lepidosauria, Squamata, Rhineuridae. Gene Ontology annotation, cellular component: nucleus. Bases 243 to 557 code for a protein of 104 amino acids. Gene Ontology annotation, biological process: positive regulation of DNA-templated transcription.
CCAAAUUCUUUGUGUGGGUCAGCUUUGUAGGGAAAAUCGGGAGUGGGCGUUUUUUGCGUACGUGUUAAUAACACAGAUCAGAGCUGCUUUAUUUUUCGCUUAUCCAAACGGGCGCUUUCCCAUCGGUGCAGCUCGUCUGGUGGUGUCGCUUUUCCCUAACAAGGGUAGCCCGUUCCUUUUUUUUGCUCUGCCUCUGUGCUCAGAUACAAAGGACGUUGGGUCAGCCUCUUUGUUAGGACUUCAUGUCUGUAUUUUUCCCCAUUCACUGCACUGAUUAUCUGAGAUCAGCUGACAUGACUGAGGUGAUGAGCGCUCCAUCCAUGGAUGAGAUUGGUUUAAGCCCCCGCAAAGAUGGCCUAUCCUAUCAGAUUUUCCCUGAUCCUUCAGACUUUGAUCCUUACUGUAAACUGAAGGAUCGUCUCCCUUCCAUUGUAGUCGAGCCAACAGAAGGAGAUGUGGAGAGUGGAGAGCUAAGAUGGCCACCUGAGGAGUUCCUGGUCCAGGAAGAAGAGGAAGAAAACUGUGAUGAAGCAAAGAAAGAGAGCAAGGAGCAAUAAAUGGCACAGAGUCUUCUGUACUGCUUCAGAUGCUAUGUCAUCUUGAAGUGGGAGAACCACAACUGUUCUGAAAAGACGUUCACAUUUUGCACCUGCAAGAUCUUAGUUUUUUCAUAUUCUCUAUUGAGAACUGAAGCGCUUGACGUGACAAUCUCCAGCUGUCAGUAAGGAAGAAAGUUGGGCGGCAGUGGGGGGGGGGAACGGCUGCUCUGCUCAAGACCACUGUUGAAUUUUGUUAAGGUUAUCUGGGGUAGCCGUGAAAUUACAGGUUGUUUUGGUGGAGGAUCAGAUGGGCAGGAAACAUACUUUUUCCCCCUGAGGUGGUGGAAGAAAUGACUGCAAAAGUGUAAAAUGCAGCUGCCUCUGGCUACAAAAGCAUGAGAUUAGUAUUCAUCUCUCAAAACUUUGCCUUCUUUAUAGUGUUUCUGUUUUUUUGUUUUGGGGUGUGUGUGUGUGUGUGUGUGUGUGUAUGUGUGUUUUGUGGGUUGGGAAAUAUUACAUGCCACUGAAAUGCUCCAAUGACAGUAGAGCAAGGCAAGUGUUCCUGCUGAGCAGAAUAGAGGAGCAGUGGAUCAAUAAUUUCACCCCAGUCUAGUAUCGUCUCCCUAUAAGUCAUACAGCCUGUGGGAAUUAUGUUAUUUGGCACCAGUUAGCCCAUCCUGUUGCACCUAAGCCAUCUUUCCCUCCCUCUCCCCCCCCUUAAAGUAUGCAUUUAACCUGAACAGUUCUUAUGACUGUAAUAAAGGUAUUGACUAACUGGCAUUUGAAUCUUGCAGUGGUGAAUACCUUUUUUUUUUUAUUGGCACCGUGGCGCUGACUUUAGAAAUGGUCCUUUGCCACUUUUUCUGCAAUAGCCUUGUUUAUCCUGCACAACAUAACAAACAAGUUGAAUCUGUUUUUUUGUUAUUGCAAAAAUAAAUAAAAAGCUUUGAGAGAUUUUUGCAAUACAAGUAAUGUAAGUAUAUGCAUAUAUUUUCCCUGUCACCAAAGUUGCUGUUUAGUCUCCCGUCCAAUCGUACAUCUGGUUGCUGUGAGAUGCCAGCAUUUUGUAAGGGGUGUGUGUGUAGAGUAACCAUAUGCAAAUGUUGGAUGAAAAGCUCAUCUUAUAUCACAGUGUACAAGGCAGCUUUGGCCAACAACUACAGUGAACCCUAACAGAACUUUAGAGAUGAUCUGGAGACAGUUUAACAGAAGUAAUUAUUGAAGGAAAGCAGGUCUUCUCUUCAAAAUAAUAAAAGUAUUAUGGUCUCUCAGUAUUCUGGGAAAGAUGUUUUUUGAACUUUAUCUAUGGGAUUUAUUGAUGGGUAUAAAUUUGUUACCAAGAUUUAAAUUCGUAAUAAUAACCAUCAGAAUUUUUAGCUGAUUUAUCCUUUUGAGAGGAGGAAAACAAAUUGCAGGACAAGCUAACUUUGCUGCUUUCUAGCAAAGCAGUGUCUUGACCACUUGAUUGGAAGUCCUUGCUGAGACUUGACAGUACGUAUGGACCACUCUGAGAAAUGAAAAGCCAAUAAUUUCCAUUUUUAAUUCUGACAACACUAAAAAGAUGCAACACAUAACAUAUAUAUAUAUCAUGGCCUUAACACAAUAUUCAAAAUAAUCCCUAAUCUCCCAUGCCCUUUGUUGAUUGGCUCCGUUUCUUUUUUCUUAAGAAAUCUGUUGGGACUCUAUGUAUAUAUUGGUAUUUGAUACCUCAUCAGUAGUAAAAACGCUGGUAAGGAGUUAGGGAAUUUGCUUGUUAAAAAUCAGCAGAAUUAUUAUUUUCCAGUCUUUGUCUUGCUUGUGUUUUCAACAUAAUGGCAAUAACUUUUUAACACCUGUGAGUCAUUGUUACAUGUGGGUGUGAGGUUGCCUGAGUAUUUUUUAUAAUUAUUAUUUUAAGCAUAAUAAUGUAGAGAUGUAGUUGGUGUUCUUGUGUGUUCUUUUGGCAGCCAAGAACCUGUCACACAUGUACUACCUGUCUUGGUGUUCAGUUUUGUCAUCGCUGAAACCUGUCUUGCAUCACUACCUAGGCCCAGGUUGCUUUUAAAACCAUUGGAUCCAGAUGUUUUUGGUCGUGUAUCCUGGACAUCUGUUCUCGUCUUGCUAUUCAGUAGAAUUAGCUUUGAUACCUGCACAUCAGCCUGAAUUUCCUAGGGUUUUUUCUCCAAAAAUGCCUUUUGUUUUCUGAUUUUUGUCCCAAGUUUGAAGUUGUCAAAUGUCAACCACUCAGACAAGCAAAAAUCCUUAAUGCUUAGGAUCAGAGUGGAAAUGCUGUUUGUCUUUAAAUAUUUGCAUAUCCUUUUCUGCCUCUCCCUUUUUAAUUGUUGCUUGUAUUUCUGUCAUUUUUGAAUGUGUCUGAAGAACAAAGCACUCCAGUUUGAAUUUAUCCUGUUGUAUAUUACAUUCUAUAUUUCUGUAAAAUUCUUUUUUGAGCCUCAGGGAAAAAAAAGCUUGCAUUUUUUUCAAACUACUUUUGUCACUGUGACAGUUGUAAAUAAAGUUUGAAAAUGCUUUCCAAAA